This is a messenger RNA of Cajanus cajan (pigeon pea), 806 nucleotides long. RefSeq lists its product as uncharacterized. The record is from RefSeq and is a predicted model, not a curated record. NCBI's taxonomy places the organism in Eukaryota, Viridiplantae, Streptophyta, Magnoliopsida, Fabales, Fabaceae.
GACUGUUUGGGUAGCAACUAGCAAUAAUAAUUAAUAACCUGCCCAACAAUGUGCCAACGUUCUUGUCGGGACAAAGACAAAGACAAGAGGAAGAGGAAGAGGAAGCGAAACACAGGUAGCUAACCAUGGCAGAGUACGAAAGCCAGCACCAUCACCAACAGCAACAAACGGUGUCGAAGGAAACAGCGUUCCAGGCCCUCAACACCAUCAUUCAGCUCCAUUUCGAGAAGACCCUGGAGAAGAAGCGCGCCAUCGACCUCCAGAAGAAGGAGCUGCACAAGCUCUUCCAGAUAUUCUUCAUCUUCCUGGGCCUCGUCUUCCUGGCCCAGGCCCACUCCUCCCGCCUCCAAUGCCGCCACUGCUGGAUCCCCAUCACCCUCCUCUCCAUGGCCCACCUCAUCUUCUACGUCUCCGUCGCCCAAACCCUAAGGUGCAUCAACGCCUUCAAGUACCAGCGCCGCUGCCACAAGCUCACCCUCGGCCUCGCCACCGAGAAGCUCCGGGAGAUCAAGAUCAGGCUCUCCGCCGCCGACUACGACGCCCUCGCCGACGAAGACUUCGAGAUUCACUACCAGGAACCCCCUGAGUCCUAUUUCGGAAAGUUUAAGAGGAAUUGGGCCCUUCAUUUCGGCUUCUUGAUCUUCAUCUACGGCUUCAUGAUUUCUUCCUCUGUCGUUCUUCUUUGUUUUUAAUUUUCUAUUUUCUAUUUUCUAUUUUCUUAUUCAUUUCCACUUUCGUCAAAUCGAUUCCCAUUUCUCGUCAUUGUGAUUCUUUUGCUUUUAUUUGCCAACUAACACUCAAAAGUA